Biomphalaria glabrata is the source of this 5663-nucleotide messenger RNA. RefSeq names its product 3-oxoacyl-[acyl-carrier-protein] synthase, mitochondrial-like. Bases 812 to 2104 code for a protein of 430 amino acids. Gene Ontology annotation, biological process: fatty acid biosynthetic process. Lineage: Eukaryota; Metazoa; Mollusca; Gastropoda; Planorbidae. The record is from RefSeq and is a predicted model, not a curated record. Gene Ontology annotation, molecular function: 3-oxoacyl-[acyl-carrier-protein] synthase activity. The transcript has 7 exons.
AUUUUUUUUGGAAAAUGAUCAACAUGUUAUAAUUAAUAAUUUAAUUAGAUCUAGAUUUUAAGACUAUAUUUAAUAUUUUAAUAGAUCGAAAAGUUUAGAUCUCUCUGCCUCAGUUGGCACCUUAAUUUGGCUUUUAAAAUAAAAAAAAAUGAGUGGCUAUUAUUUUAUUAUUUUUAAUCAUUGAACAGUUGCAAUGAUUCAAAUUGAUUUAAUGAAUGUUGCUGUCAUUCUCAAUUACAAUGUCAGCUUGUUCACACUUCACUCACUCAAUCACUGACAACUCUGAAAUGUUUACUCAACAGCUUACAAUGACUUAAUUCACCAGGACCAGACAAAUAGUUUCCCCAACAAAUGUCUUACAGAAAAUGAAAUGGCUCCCACAACAAAUUGCUCAAGGUCAGAGAAAUAAGAAAAGAAAAUAUUCAUAAUUCAAUAUUAUAUUGAAUUGGUGGCUGCCUGCUGGUCAUUUGGUAGAUCUUUGCACUCAAAACUGUCUUUGCCAUGGUCCUAAGUUUGAUUUGAAUUAUGCCAGCUGUUUUGAAGGACUUCUGGGUUUGAUCAUGAUAAUGACUAUUCUACUAAAGACUAAUAAAACUAAAGAGAUCUUCAGUUUCUGUAAUGUGUAAAGCAAGUAAAUGAAAGUCACAAGUUUAAAGACAAUAGCAAAAAUAUAGGCUUGUAAAGAUGAGAAAAGUCAUAACACUAUUGGCCACCCCUUUCCCAUCCAUGUGGUAGUAUAAUUCAGCUGACUGAAAACAGUUGCAGAAAAAAACAACUGAACCUUCCAUUGUUUCAAAGGAAACUGAAAAGAAUGUGUAGUUCUAUACAUCAAAGUCGUCGAGUUGUUGUCACUGGAUUAGGGGUUGUUUCUUGUUUGGGAACUGGCAUGCAUUUUGUUUGGGACCAAUUGCUAUCAGGAACAUCAGGAAUUACUAACAUUAAAGGAGAAGCUUUUGAACAAAUUCCAAGUAAAGUAGUUGGACUGGUGCGACAUGGGAACAAUCCGGGUGAGUUUAAUCUCACUGGACUUCCAACUAUUGAUGGCAGAGCUGUGACACAAAUGACUCAGUAUUGUUUACGUGCUGCUGAAGAGGCCCUGACCAUGGCCAAAUGGAAACCAGUUCAGGAUAAUGAUAAAGAAAGAACAGGUGUUUGUAUUGGCACAGGAAUGAUACCUUUAGAAGAAGUUGUGAAUGCAGGAGAACUUCAACGUCAGUUUCAUUACCGUAAAAUAUCUCCUUGGUUUAUUCCUAGAAUACUAAUAAAUAUGGCUGCUGCUCAUGUUAGUUUGGCUUAUGGCUUCAAAGGUCCUAAUCAUAGUGUAUCAACAGCUUGCACAACUGGACUUCAUUCCAUUGGUGAUGCUUUUCGAUUUAUCCGCAAUGGUGAUGCAGAUGUAAUAGUUGCUGGUGGCUGUGAAUCAUCAGUCACUCCCCUUGCCAUGGCUGGCUUUGCACGGAUGCGAGCAUUGAGCACCAAUUUCAAUGCUACCCCCCAAGUGUCGUCUAGACCUUUUGAUAAAGCUAGAGAUGGUUUUGUUAUGUCAGAAGGUGCUGCAUUGUUGGUCCUAGAGGAGCUUGACCAUGCCAGACAAAGAAAUGCUCAUAUAUAUGCUGAGAUCCUAGGAUACGGUUUAUCAUCAGAUGCCAAACACAUCACUGCUCCCCCUGAAGAUGGGAGAGGAGCUCAAAGAUGCAUGGAAGCUGCAUUGAGAGAUAGUCAUCUAAAGCCUGAACAAAUAGAGCACAUCAACUGUCAUGCUACCUCAACACCUCUAGGGGACUCAGUUGAAAGCCGUGCAAUACAAAGUCUUUUUAAAAACCAUAGCUCUAAUAUUCUGGUCAACUCUACUAAAGGAGCAACAGGUCAUCUCUUGGGUGCUGCAGGAAGCAUAGAGGCUGCUUUUACUGUCAUGUCAGUUUACACAGGAACAGUCCCAGCGACACUAAAUCUACAAACUCCAAUGACUGGUUGUGAUUUGAACUAUGUACUAGGAAGCAAUAUUACAUGGAAUUCUAAAUUUAACCCUCGAAUAGCAUUAACAAAUUCUUUUGGAUUUGGUGGCACGAAUGCUUCUUUAUGUAUUUCAGAAUAUGUAGUGUAGCAGUUUUAGGGUUAAUUAUUUGUUCAACAAAAUAAACCAAAUUUAAACUUAAUAAGUAUUUACUAUUCAAUCAAAAUUUUUUUUUAUUAAUGCGAGCAUAAGUAUGAAUGCCAUCAGAAAUCUUUUUUUUUUAUAAUCACUUCAGACAUUGCCUUAAGCUAACUAUUUAAAAGAAAUAUUGAUCCUACAUUAGGAACUGGAUAGCAUUCAAACGUUGUUUUGUGUGCUGCUGAACAAUUUAAACUGGACAAACUCUACUGUCAGAUUCAUAUUAACCUUUGAAAUAAUAAAAUAAAUGACAGAAUCUAUGAAAGUAAAGUUCUCCUUUCAGACCUUGUGGUCUAUAGGCCAUAAGAUGUAAAGGUCAGGUGCCCAUUAGAUCUGGGUGGACUCAGAGGUGCCUAUAGAUUCUGAAAUUAAAAAUCCCAGUCUUCACCAGGAUUCAAACCAGGGACCCCCAGUUUGGAAGCCAAGCACAUUACCGCUCAGCCACCACACCUUACAGAAUCUAUAGUUUCACUAUUCACUAUUUUAGCUUGGAUUUAGCAAGAAGUUUGAUUUUGCUGAUUUAUGAUGGUAGUUCACGAAUCAUUACUUACUCUUCACAAUAAAAAGUGAAUUUAAGUAUAUUCUUAAUGCAAUGAUAAAAACAAAUUUCAUUUAAUAUGUGCAGGUUAUUUGACAUUUUGAGAAAAAGAGAAGGAAUCAAAAGAAUAUAGAAAUAUCUGUUGUUUCCUUAAUGCCUGGUAUUUCAAAUAAAUUUAAAAAAAAUAUUUGUAGCAUAAGAAACAUUUAAAAUUGUAUUAUUACAAGAAAGAUACAUAUAAAUUAAUAAAACACUGACUUGACUCAAUUGAACAGCAUUUUCAUAUUAGUAUAGCUUUGCCAACUUUCUUACAUUCCUUGAUAUGUUUUUAUUUUGUGUGUUCAAUUUGGUCAACUACAUUUCAUUUACCACUAAGCAUUAGUCUCUUGACCAUUCAAUUAUUUUAAUGCAUUAGUCUCUUUUGACCAUUCAAUUAUUUUAAUGAAAUAUUUAGUGAAUGAAAUUUUGAAAUGAACAGGAAAAUGAAUACUAAGCUAAGUUCUUUUAUUUGAAUUGAAUAUGCAUGCUAGUAACAAGAGAAAUAAUAAGAAGAAAAGGGCUUUUACGACUGGUAAGAAACAAGAUAGAAAAAAGCACAAUUUAAUCUGCACUUGAAGAAGUAAGGAAAAAUUACUUAACCAAACUAGAGGAUUCAAGUAUUAUGAAUCAGGUGUGGAGUAUCAUUGACAAAGGUCAAAAACUAAAAAGAAUCUUCAUUUGGGGGGGGGGGGGGGGAGACGACAAAAAUCAAUGGUUUCUACUGUUGUUUUGACACUAACAAUUUCAAUCUUUGAAGACCCUUGAAGUUAAAUUCCCCUUUCAGUCUAUGACAUCCCCAUUGUGGUACAUUUCAUACCGUACACUAAUGAUUUUUUAAUUGGAUAGUCCUUUUUGUUCCUUAACCCUACAAUUGACUACUUGCCUUGCUCUCAGAAAGCUCAACCUUAAAUGAUUAUUUCAGAGAAAUAAACAUUGAAAGCUAAGUGUAAUAAUAAUUUUUUUAAAUUUAAUGAAAAACAAACAACAACAAAAAACAAGGAAAUGAUAAUCAAGAAAAGAAAGCAGUAUUUCUGUACUGAAGUGAACAAUGAAAUGGCCCAAAAUUUUAAGUACCUUGGUAUUGUUUUAGUCAAUAAAUUUCACUGCAAACACAGAUUAUAUCACACAAAAACAAACAAAGAUUAAGAAAAAUGUUUUACUAUGCUCACAUCUGCAGUAUAUUGAGUUUUAACAUCAUCUGAGCAUUUAAAAAAUAGAAACUUAAUAAAAUUCUAUUGCAGUUAGUAAGGUCACUGUCCACAAACUCAACUUAUUGGCAAGCAUUCAAUAAAAAUAUUCUUGAGAAAGCUUAAAAGAAAACAUAAAAAAUACCAUCACAAAAGCAGACACUUGAACAGAACUCUUGUUCUUGUUAUAUACAAUCCAUCACGUGAUGUUUGAGUGAAAGUGUGAUACCGGUACUAGUGUAUAUUUUGAUAACAUAUACUUUGAUUGCUAUUGUUAUAAUGUUUUGUUAUAUGUAAUGCACAAUUGUAAUUGACAAAUUUCCACAAGGAUAAUAAAGAUAUUAUUAUUAAGUAUAAGUGUAGAGAAUAAAUGUAUUGUCUGUACUAUUACAUUUGGUUUAAGAUAAACACAAAGAUAAAAUGAUUUAGAUUUAGUCACAUCAUUUUAAUUGUAUAAAUAGAAAAUAUUAAGAACUCUUCACAGUAUAAUUUAAUUUCUCAGCAUCUUCAAAUAAUUGUUUCUGUUCUUCAAAGUUUGUGAGACUGCGGGCAUUUCUAGAUUCUCCAGAGUGACCUUUGUACUUUUUACUGUACUUUAAACUGGAAACUAUCGUUGGGCGAUUAGGAAAGGCUGUUUUCCCAUCAAAAAAUGUGUCUGUUUCUGGGUCAAAUCUUAAUGGCUCCAAUUGAAUGUGUAAAUUCUUGGGCAGCUUCUGUCGUGCCAAGUCAUCAAAUGAGGUAGUGUCUCUGACAGGUGUGUCAAAAUAACUGACAACAUUUGCUAGUGUGUUCAAGUCACACAACUCAGUGUUAGGGAUGAUGUGAUCAAACUCUUCCAUCAGUUUUGUUAGCAGCUAAAUAAAAAAAAAAAUGGGAAAAAAGGUAUUGUCAUACAAAGUGUCAAGAACUUUUUUUUAUUUCAAGGUGUUUGUUUUAGUCUGUCUUAAACAACAUGAGAAUGUCAAGUUUUUUUUUUUUUUAAGUUUGCUUUUACAUAUAUAAUAUGAAUAAUAUGUGUCUAAAAAAAAUAAUUAAGAUAUGGCAUUGAAAUGAAAAUUCUAGAAUGUUACCUUAAAUUUAAUCAGCCUAUCAUUUAGCUGGUAACUCAUGUCAACCUGAAAACCAAUAAUUGUUGCUGCAAUUGAUAGAAUUUUAGCCUCAACAUCAGCUGGAGGAUUGUAACCCCUAACACUACAACUGACUCUGUCAAAUAUACAAAAAAUAUUAAUGCAAAUGUAUUGAUACAAAUAAUUCAGAUUCAGACACAUAAAGUGAUAUUUAAAGCUAAUCAUAUUAAAGCUUUCUUUUAAACACUAAAAGAAAUGAUUGACAUUUUUUCUAGGUGAAAGACAUGCCCCGAUUUAAUUUCCAUUUUUGUAAUUCAUCUAAUUCUUUAUCUUGUGUUCUUUUUAUUGUUCUAUAUAUUAUUAGUAUUAUAUUAUGCAAUUGGCUGCAAAUAAUGUGACUUUUGUUCCUGAACUAAUGCAUUUGGUAAAUUAUUUAUGUUAAUUAGAAAUAGUAAUGGACCUAAGAUUGUUCCUUGCAGUACACCUGAGUUUACUGUUAUUGGUGUUGAUUUAGAGCCAUUUCUUAUUACAGUUUGUUAUAUCCAUAUCAGAAAAUCUCCACUAACAAUAUUAAACACCAAUAAAAAAAACACAAACACACUUUAAAAGUCUGUUAUAUUCAUUGUGACAAUUUUCAGGAUGUUUGAUUUUUUCUAGAAUAAAGACCUACUUGUAGAUCU